Molecule: messenger RNA, 2100 nt
Organism: Choloepus didactylus (southern two-toed sloth)
Lineage: Eukaryota; Metazoa; Chordata; Mammalia; Pilosa; Megalonychidae
Gene: PPP2R2D
Product: protein phosphatase 2 regulatory subunit Bdelta
Exons: 10
Coding region: 16-1818 (600 amino acids)
Biological process (GO): peptidyl-serine dephosphorylation
Cellular component (GO): cytosol; protein phosphatase type 2A complex
Molecular function (GO): protein binding; protein phosphatase regulator activity
Source: RefSeq, a predicted model, not a curated record
GGGACACACACGCUGAUGCACGCCGCGUUUCCCUGCGCACACCCCUUCCCGCCGUCUUCUCCCCGGCGCGGCCUGGCUUCCACACCCUGCUCUCCCCUUCACCCGCGGGCUCCGAGGGCGGGAGUUCCGGUCGGCUCUGCCCGCGGCCGCGCCGCUCGGGACACGGGGGUCGAGGGGCCGGCAGGCAGUGCGACCCACAGCCUCCCCGAGAGAAGUGGGCGCUCCGUGCGUCACAGGAAAACAAGGCCGCAAAGGGAGGACAGGCCGGCCACGGGGGCUCUCAGCGCCGUUUCCUCCCAGCUGGCGGCGGCGAGCUCCACGAGCGCGGAGCCGCCGACUGAGCGGACAGCGCGAGGCCCGCGCAGGGGCCGCCGCCCCAGGAGAGUCACCUCCGCCCGCGCACACGGCAGGGACUCGCGGCGCCGGCAGCGGGGUCGGCACAGUGCGGAUCGCCCCGGAAGAGGAGCCGGAGGCGGCGGCUGCCCCGCAGGCGGCAACGACUUCCAGUGGUGCUUCUCGCAGGUCAAGGGGGCCAUCGACGAGGACGUAGCGGAAGCUGACAUCAUUUCAACCGUGGAAUUUAAUUACUCUGGAGACCUUCUCGCAACGGGGGACAAGGGCGGCAGAGUCGUUAUUUUUCAGCGGGAACAAGAGAAUAAAAGCCGUCCUCAUUCCAGGGGAGAGUAUAAUGUUUACAGUACCUUUCAAAGUCAUGAACCAGAGUUUGACUAUUUGAAAAGUCUAGAAAUUGAGGAAAAAAUUAAUAAAAUUAGGUGGUUACCUCAACAGAAUGCUGCUCAUUUUCUACUGUCUACAAAUGAUAAAACUAUUAAAUUAUGGAAAAUAAGUGAACGAGAUAAAAGAGCAGAAGGUUAUAACUUGAAAGAUGAAGACGGACGACUUCGAGAUCCCUUCAGAAUUACAGCACUACGGGUCCCAAUAUUGAAGCCCAUGGACCUUAUGGUAGAAGCAAGUCCUCGUCGGAUUUUUGCAAAUGCUCACACAUAUCAUAUAAAUUCCAUUUCAGUAAAUAGUGAUCAUGAAACAUACCUUUCUGCAGACGAUCUGAGAAUUAAUCUCUGGCAUUUAGAAAUCACAGAUAGAAGCUUUAAUAUCGUGGACAUCAAGCCAGCCAACAUGGAGGAGCUGACAGAGGUGAUCACUGCAGCCGAGCUGCACCCGCGCCAGUGCAAUGUGUUCGUCUACAGCAGCAGCAAGGGCACCGUCAGGCUCUGUGACAUGCGCUCCUCCGCCCUGUGUGACAGGCACUCCAAGUUUUUUGAAGAACCUGAAGAUCCCAGCAGUAGGUCCUUCUUCUCAGAAAUAAUUUCUUCCAUAUCUGAUGUAAAAUUUAGUCACAGUGGCCGCUACAUGAUAACCAGAGACUACCUGUCAGUGAAAGUGUGGGACCUCAACAUGGAGAGCAGGCCGGUGGAGACACACCAGGUUCACGAGUAUCUUCGAAGCAAGCUUUGUUCUCUGUAUGAAAACGACUGCAUCUUUGACAAGUUCGAGUGUUGCUGGAAUGGCUCUGACAGCGCUAUUAUGACUGGAUCCUACAACAACUUCUUUAGAAUGUUUGAUAGAAAUACACGGAGGGAUAUUACAUUGGAAGCUUCAAGAGAGAACAGCAAACCUCGAGCCAUCUUAAAGCCUCGGAAAGUAUGUACAGGUGGUAAGAGAAAGAAAGACGAGAUUAGUGUUGACAGUCUGGACUUCAGCAAGAAGAUUCUUCACACAGCCUGGCACCCCCUGGAGAACAUCAUUGCUGUGGCCGCCACCAAUAACUUGUAUAUUUUCCAGGACAAAGUCAACUAACGAGGCUGAUUUGAGGACCACGUCUUACCUUGCAUAAUUCAGCCUGGCUGUUUCUCCGUCAGAGAAAAGGCAUCGUUGUCCUCCUCUCAGUUCCGAACAGUGACGCACGUCCCUCCCCUGCUAGGCCCGGGAGACGCUGCCUCGGUUGGUGCCCACGGGGGGGGGCUUGUCUUCAGGGAGGCGGGGCCUGAGUGCCACAGUGCACGGGAACAGCCCACUCGAAGCAGAAUUGAUGGACCCGCUCAAUAAAGGCCAUUAUUCAAAAUAAAUGUAUUUAUUUAA